UCUGCCAUGUCUCCUUUAACUCACAGAUGGACAGUUCCCACUGUAGCCUAUUAUAUACAAACCUUUUAUUUCAUAUUUCCCCUUAUAUUUUGACAGUUGUCAAACUACUGUCUAAAAUAAAAACAAAACGCUUAGCCUACUGCAAUGAUGUCCGCUAUUAGUUAUUUAAAAUAAAUUAAUAUGACCACGUUCUUAACCCCAAAUAGACAUGGUUACAGUGUUCGGUUCUCUCCCUUCAACCCGGACCGUCUGGUGGUAGCAACCAGUCAGUAUUUUGGACUUGCCGGCGGCGGCACCCUCUUCAUUCUCGACAUAAAAGACAACAAACUAGUCCACAAUCAAAGUUACGAAUGGACAGACGGAUUAUUCGACGUGGUAUGGUCGGAAACGAAUGCCAGUCAUGUUGUCAGUGCUUCCGGUGAUGGGGCCCUGCAACUGUGGAACAUAGACACCCCUAAUGUGCCACCAGUCACAUUCUGGGAGCACAAAAAGGAGGUCUACUCAGUUGACUGGACUAGAACCAGACAGGAACAAUUGUUUUUGAGUGCCUCUUGGGAUAAGACCAUUAAAUUAUGGGAUCCUAUAAGACAGACAUCUUUAAGUACAUUCAUAGGUCACACAGAACUGGUUUACAACGCAAUGUUCUCACCACACAUUCCGAACUGUUUCUCCUCCGUGUCGGGGGAUGGUACCCUAAAGCUGUGGAACACCUUGACAUCGCCGUCACCGUCGGUGUCGUUCCGUGUACACGACGCCGAAGUCCUGAGCUGUGAUUGGUGUAAAUACGACGAAAACUUGUUAGCAACCAGUGGUAGUGAUGGUUUAAUCCGCGGCUGGGACAUACGUAAUUAUUUACAGCCCCUGUUCCAAUUCAAGGGCGGCGAAUACGCCGUGAGACGCGUGCAAUUCUCGCCCCACAGUGUUAGUGUGCUGGCUUCAGUCAGUUAUGAUUUCAAUACGAAAAUUUGGGACUUCAAGCAAAGCAAUGAGGCUGUGGAUGUGAUAAAGCAUCACUCGGAAUUCGUGUAUGGAUUGGACUGGAACACGCAUAGGAAAGGUCAGUUGGCUGAUUGUGGAUGGGACAGUUUAGUUCAUGUUUUUACUCCCCAGUCACUGAAUAAUGGUUGAUGUUAUUAUUGUAAAAUAUAUGUUUAAUUAUUGUAUUAUAAGAUACUAAUAAAUACUCAUAAGUGAA
This is a messenger RNA of Aethina tumida (small hive beetle), 1195 nucleotides long. RefSeq names its product peroxisomal targeting signal 2 receptor. NCBI's taxonomy places the organism in Eukaryota, Metazoa, Arthropoda, Insecta, Coleoptera, Nitidulidae. The record is from RefSeq and is a predicted model, not a curated record. The coding region runs from base 181 to 1128 and encodes 315 amino acids. Gene Ontology annotation, cellular component: peroxisomal matrix; cytosol. The transcript is spliced from 2 exons. Gene Ontology annotation, biological process: protein import into peroxisome matrix. Gene Ontology annotation, molecular function: protein binding.